This is a messenger RNA of Papaver somniferum (opium poppy), 3736 nucleotides long. Its product is annotated as kinesin-like protein KIN-14I. The record is from RefSeq and is a predicted model, not a curated record. NCBI's taxonomy places the organism in Eukaryota, Viridiplantae, Streptophyta, Magnoliopsida, Ranunculales, Papaveraceae. The coding region runs from base 308 to 3388 and encodes 1026 amino acids. The transcript is spliced from 19 exons. Gene Ontology annotation, biological process: microtubule-based movement. Gene Ontology annotation, molecular function: microtubule motor activity; ATP binding; microtubule binding.
GUUAGUAGUGUGUGAGUGACAGAACACAAAAGAGAGAGAGAGAGUGAAGAAAGAAACCCCAAAAACUCAAAAACAAAACGGAAAAAAGAAAAGCACUUGAUUUCAUAUUUUUUUUCCUCUUCAGAAAAAAAACUUUAAUUUUAAGAUCUAGUUCUUCAAGAACAGACACCAUAAUUUUGUGUUAUAAUCCGAUACAGAGAGAUAUAGAUAGAUUGUAGAGAGGUUUUAGAUGACAUUGAAUUGAAUUCUUUGAUUAUUAUUGGAAGAAUUUUUUUAUUUUUUUAAAUUUUGUGUAUAUUUUGAUUUAAUGGCGACGACGGGAGGAAUUUUAUCCUUCGUAGAAGAUGUUCUUCAACAACAUGGAAAGAGGUCGUGUGAUUCAGAUUUAGCUUCAAGAAAAGCAGAAGAAUCAGCAAUGAGAAGAUAUGAGGCAGCUGGAUGGUUAAGAAAGAUGGUUGGAGUUGUGGGAGCUAAAGAUUUACCAGCAGAGCCAUCUGAAGAGGAGUUUAGGCUUGGAUUAAGAAGUGGAUUAAUUAUUUGCAAUGUUCUUAACAAGAUUCAACCUGGUGCUGUUCCAAAAGUGGUGGAAAGUGCGUGUGAUUCUGUUCUAGUACCUGAUGGUGCUGCUUUAUCUGCAUAUCAGUACUUCGAAAAUGUCAGGAAUUUCCUUGUAGUUAUUCAAGAACUGGGGCUUCCAAAUUUUGAAGCAUCUGAUCUUGAACAGGGAGGGAAGUCGGCGAGAAUUGUGAAUUGUAUUUUAGCACUUAAAUCCUACAAUGACUGGAAACUGACUGGUUGUAAUGGUGCAUUCAAAUAUGGUGGGAAUGUGAAACCUAAUAUCUCAACAAAAAGUUUUGUGCGUAAAAAUUCAGAGCCCUUUACAGGUGGUUCCUUGUCAAGGACUCAGUCUAUAAAUGAGAAAAGUUUGGAUGCCAAUGAUUCUUCUGAUAUGACUAAUCGUCCGUUAAAUACGCUUGUUCAUGCUGUUCUAUCAGACAAGAACCCUGAUGAAGUUCCUAUGCUGGUUGAAUCGUUGCUUGGCAAGGUUAUGGAGGAAUUCGAACGUCGCCUUGUGGCCCAGAAUGAAUCGGUGACAACAUCUGAGGUUAUCGGAUCUAACAACAGCAAACUUCUUUCCAAAGUUCCUACUGGUGAUAUGAAGAUUAAGCGAGAGGAAGAGCAACACGUUCUUGUUCAUAAGAAAGCAGAAGAACACCACACUGCACAGUUAACAAAAGUAAAUUCUGCUCUUGAAAACUCCAUCAGUUGUCAGGAAUCCAAAAACCGGCUUCUGAAGCAGCAAGUGCUUUUUGACCAACAAACAAGACAUAUUCAGGAACUGAGACAUACUUUACGUACUACAAAAGCGGGAGUGCAGUUUAUGCAAAUGAAGUACCACGAGGAAUUCAGUAAUCUUGGUAACCACCUUCAUGGCCUAGCUCAGGCUGCUUCCGGAUAUCAUAGAGUUCUGGAGGAGAACCGUAAACUGUACAACCAAGUACAAGACCUUAAAGGAAGUAUUAGGGUAUACUGUCGAGUGAGGCCCUUCCCACCUGGACAACCAAACCGAUCAAGCAAUGUAGUACACAUAGAAGAAGGAAACAUUACGAUUGUCGUGCCAUCAAAAUAUGGAAAAGAAGGACACAAGUCAUUCAACUUCAACAAAGUGUUUGGUCCAGCUGCAACUCAAGAGGAGGUAUUCGCAGAUACCCAGCCACUAAUCCGUUCGGUUCUUGAUGGUUACAAUGUAUGUAUAUUUGCAUACGGUCAAACAGGAUCUGGAAAAACCUACACCAUGAGUGGUCCUAAAGAACUCACAGAAGACGGCCUAGGUGUAAACUACAGAGCACUGGGUGAUUUGUUUCAUCUAUCAGAACAAAGAAAGGACACUUUUAGAUAUGAUGUUUCUGUUCAGAUGAUUGAGAUUUAUAACGAGCAAGUUAGAGAUCUCCUUGUUACAGAUGGACUUACCAAAAGAUUAGAAAUUCGAAAUAGUUCACGUGAGGGACUCAAUGUGCCUGAUGCGAACCUUGUUCCUGUUGCAUCAACAUCUGACGUUAUGGAGCUGAUGGAUAUUGGACAUAGGAACCGUGCAGUAGGUGCGACAGCUCUCAAUGACCGUAGUAGUCGUUCUCACAGUUGCUUGACUGUUCAUGUUCAAGGAAGAGACCUGGCAUCUGGGGCCGUUCUUCGGGGAUGCAUGCAUUUGGUUGAUCUUGCAGGGAGUGAAAGAGUUAACAAAUCUGAGGUGACUGGAGAUAGACUUAAAGAGGCUCAGCAUAUUAAUAAGUCACUGUCUGCUUUAGGAGAUGUAAUUGCUUCUCUCGCCCAAAAGAAUGCACAUGUUCCCUACCGAAAUAGUAAACUCACACAACUGCUCCAAGAUUCACUUGGUGGACAAGCCAAGACACUUAUGUUUGUACAUAUAAGUCCUGAAAUGGAUGCCAUUGGGGAAACAAUUAGUACCCUCAAAUUUGCGGAAAGGGUCGCCACAGUGGAGCUUGGUGCUGCCAGAAAGAACAAAGAAGGUGGUGGAGAAGUCAAAGAGCUAAAAGAUCAGAUUGCCAGUCUUAAAGCAGCACUUGCAAGGAAAGACGGUGGGAGUGCCGAGCUCCUUCAACCCAACAGUCCCGAUAGACACGUGAUAAAGGCUUGUGUAUCAUCACCACUGUAUCCUAACAAACAAUUUGGAGGAGAUAUGUUGGGCGGAAACAGCAACCGAAGGCAGCCAAUGGAGGAUGUGGGGAACUUAGAGUCAUGGAAUAACUCUACGUCGUCAACACCAAAAAAAUUUUUUUUUGAUCUGCAAGAGUUAAACUCGCCUCCCUGGCCCCAGGUCAACAGUUCUGGGUUUGGUUUCCAGAGGGAGGAUGAGAGAGAACGAGGAAAUGGGGAUUGGGUAGAUAAGGUAAUGGUAAACAAGCAGGAGUCAUUUCAUUUACGAGAUGCAAACCAACAUGCGAAUUGGGAAGGAGAUAAUAGGCAGUUGCCAGACUCCUUUUACCAGCGAUAUCUUGUGGAUUCAAGUAAAAAGGAUGGCCACCAAGAGUAUGACACUCAAAGAAGUCGUUUUGACACAGCAACUACAGAUGAUUCAGAUGAUGUUGAGGCUGCCACCAGUGAUUCUUCCGAACCAGACAUGCUUUGGCAAUUCAAUCCUCCAAAAGUUCCCACUACUACACCCACUAAAAUUGCGUCAAAGAUCAAGAAACCUCAGCCUAAAAUGGCAGCAAAGAGUCCAGAUUUAAGUGCUUUGUAUAGGAGUUCAAUUACCACGGUUGGUCCAUCACCAUCACGGAAAGUAGCGAAUGGUUUUGGCGGAGCACCUCUGCACCGAAAUGGGAGGCAGUUGGGCUCUGUUGAAAGUAAGCGAAGACCUGGAAAGUAAUAAAGACAGCAGUUUACAAUUGCGGAACAAUGUUGGGGAGUAUGUUCUGAGGUUUUCUUUUGAGUUUGUUUGAGUUGGAAAGAAAGAGAGAGAACAAACUUACAGAGAGGUUUUGCUGGUUGCUUCCAGUGGUGAGUGACACGUUAUAAUCCCGCGAAGCAAUGAUUCCAGUUGCUCGUGUUUCUAUUUAUAAGCGGUAGUUAAAUCUGUAGAGAGUUGAGUGUCCCCAACUUGUUCAGUUUUCUGUUUUCUUUAUAUGCGUCGAUUUAUCUGCAAAAUUAUUCUUCGCUGUGUAUUGUGUUAUAAAAGCUGAUCCAAGAAAGGAAAAGAGUGUCCACUAUUCAUGUA